Messenger RNA from Anopheles nili, 1410 nucleotides. It is a transcript of the gene Ntan1, whose product is annotated as protein N-terminal asparagine amidohydrolase. Gene Ontology annotation, molecular function: protein-N-terminal asparagine amidohydrolase activity. The transcript has 6 exons. The record is from RefSeq and is a predicted model, not a curated record. Gene Ontology annotation, biological process: ubiquitin-dependent protein catabolic process. Gene Ontology annotation, cellular component: nucleus. The coding region runs from base 44 to 976 and encodes 310 amino acids. Lineage: Eukaryota; Metazoa; Arthropoda; Insecta; Diptera; Culicidae.
UUAUUGGUUUAUCAGUAAGCGGAAGAAACCAUUAUUCGUCACGAUGGUGCUUGUGCUGAACGGUGUAAUACAGGAUGAGCGUCCGAUCAGUACUCAUGCUCUUUUCAUGGAGCAUCCCGUCUAUCGCGAGACGGCUACACAGCUACUCUCAAUCCCGACAAAAGCGGUCGGAGCACCAGGAUUGCUAUAUGUUUGUCAACGUGAAAUGGCUGCCGUUGCUCCGCACGAUCGAAAUGUUAACAUUAUUGGCUCGGACGAUGCCACUACAUGCAUUAUCGUCGUUGUUCGGCACUCAGGAUCUGGAGCGAUUGCAUUGGCACAUCUAGACGGUAGUGGCACAGAUGAAGCAGUAUCGGCGAUGGUGGCCCGCGUUCAGGAACUUGCAUUUGGUUAUCCCGAAGGGCGCAUCGAGCUGCAAUUAAUUGGAGGCUUCAGCGAUCCGCAAGGCUAUGCGGAAGACCUGUUUAGUAACAUUAUGCAAUCUUUCCACAAGCAUCCGCUGGAGAUUGAUCUGACGCAAUCAUGUGUUGGCGAGCUCAACACAAUUGUGCGCGAAGACAUCAAUUGGCCGAUCAUAUACGGUGUUGGUGUGAAUAUCAAAACAGGCGAAAUCUUUCCCGCCACGUUUCCAGACAAAGGUCCUGAUCUUCCACUGCGGAUGGCUCGACACUUUACCGGCAGCCACCAGGUGCUAGACGUAUACGAUUCUGCUGUAGGAAUGUUACGGAUCGGACCAUUCAAUUACGAUCCAUUACGUGGAGUUGAUCUUUGGCUGGCUCAAAGCGAUGAAUUCAUUUUGAAACAUCUGUCGACCAGUCCGGAUGUGGAACCGCCACACUUUGCCAUGCAAGUGCGUGAUACACUUCGCUACAUCCAAGACAACCAAUUUCCAGCUGUUACCGUCUUCCGCAACAACAAUCCGCAUUACUUCCGGCGGGAUGAAACGACUGGAUGCUGGUCACCGGUACGGUAUUGAACUAAAACGCGCUCUUAAAAACGCUACUUGAAAGCUAUUAAACUAUGGAGCGGGGAUUUUGCGAUUCCAAUUUUUCAUGGCUGGAAUACGCAAACAACGGCUGAAAUGCGCGAUGUGUGCAAGGACUAGAAAAUAACAUAAAAUAAUACUGUAAAAAAUGAUUCAUAUUUAUCGAAAAACAACCGUGCCAACUGUGGAUUCAAUCGUUAUUGUCAAUUUACUUCCAUUGCACUCUUUGUUACGUUACGUUUAUGAUUUUCAAGAUCACUUUUCGUGCCUUUGGUUACUGUAACACCUUGGUAAAUAUAGUCUUUAUAAUGCAAUUCAUAAGCUUCCUAUAAUGUAUCGACCCCUCUUGCUAAUGAUCGUCUGCCUAAAGGCAACAAAACUAGGUAAAUACGUUACUUAGAGCCAACACGAUUGCUAAAAACAGU